AUAUGGAUAUGAAAACAAAUUCUCCUUCCGUGUUUUCCUAAACACGGGAUCUGAAAUAAUUAAUUUUAACUAUGUUUUCUUUAUUAAUACGAGGCUAUGUACAUAGGUAAAUAAUUCUUAUUCUUAAUUUAUCAAAAAUAUUUUUUUCCAAUUUUGUAGUAAUAGGUUGCAUUGAUGGAAGUCAUAUAAUUAUCCUCCGGCCAACAGAAAACGAAAAUAUGUUUUUUAACCGGAAAGGAAGACAUAGCAUUAAUGCCAUGAUUAUCUGCGACGAAAAAACAAAGAUCAUGGCUAUUAAUGCAAGAUAUGGUGGUAGUGCACAUGACCGUUUUGUGUGGCGCCAAAGUGAAGAAAGGCUGGCAUUGGAAAGAGAGCACUUAUCAAAUAUCACCUCACAUGGCUGCUAAGAGACAGUGGCUAUCCCCUAGAACCUUUCCUUUUGACACCCUACAGAAACGCCAGUGAAAAUUCUCCAGAAAUGAUUUUCAACUCAGUUCAUUCUCAAGCCAGAUGCAUCGUAGAACGAUAUAUUGGUCGCUUAAAAAGAUUGUGUAACUAUUUACAGAUGACAUUUUAAAAAUACUUAUUUUGUUUCGUGCAGGUCGAUGGCGCAUCAUCUUAGAAGAAAGAAAGUGCCGAUGCAAACCUAUAAGAGUUGUGGAAAUAGCAAACGUAUGUUCUGCAUUGCACAAUAUAUGCUGUACCCACAAUGUUCCCCAUCCUGAAAUUAAUGUAUCUACCUAAUACUUCUCGAAACCAUGGAUUUGAAAUUCCACCAACAGGAGAAUGUUUUUCCAGAGAUGCUAAAAGAAUCCGUGAUGCUAUAAGAGACAAUUUGUACGUAAUGCAGUCGUGUCGUUUUUAAAUCGGUAUUGCGUAGCUUAAACGCCAGACUCCUCGUCGCUAUUAAGUUCCAAAUGCUAUCCACUUAAACAGCUGACAUUUUGACACAGACAUUUUAAUUAAUUUAAUUUUGUUUUUGUUAUUUUGUGAAAUUUUUGUUUACAAAUACAAAUUCUUAAAAGAAUGUAUAGUGUGGCCAGCUAUUUUUCAUGGAGCAGCAGUGAGGACGACGAGCAGCAAGAGGAAAAACGAAUAAAGAAAGAUUUAGUUUUGCAGAGACGAUGGAUUCGAUCCACAGCUAACCCAAUGGAUUUGCCUAAUUCAAAGUAUAAAAUGUAUUUCCGACUCAAUAAAGAAGCCUUUCUAUAUAUUUUAAACUUGAUUGAAAGUAAUUUUCCUGAGAGACGUUCUGUCUCAGUACCAACUAUUUUAAAAUUAGCGGCCACCUUAAGGUUUCUUGCUGAGGGAGGUUACCAAAAAGGCGUUGGGAAUGAUUUUAAUUUGGGACUAGCACAGCCUACAUUUAGCAUCAUUCUUAAGGAAGUGAUAAAUUUUCUUGAGGAAUAUCUGUGCCCAUUAUGGAUAAAGAUGGAACUCUCUGAGGAAGAAAAAAUUGAAGCUAAAUUACACUUUUUCCAGCAGGCUGGAAUUCCUGGUAUUAUUGGCGCAGUCGAUGGGACCCAUAUCAAAAUUUUGGCACCGAAAAAAGCAGAUCAACAUAUGUACUACAACAGAAAAGGAUAUUUUAGUCUUAACGUUAUGCUAGUUUGUGAUCAUCGGAUGCGCAUAAGAUACGCAGAUGCAAGACAUGCUGGAGCAAGUCAUGACUCACUGGUUUGGAACUCAAGUGAGCUAAGGGGUACUUUGCAAAGGAAAUAUGACGGGGGAGAAAGAAGUAAAUGGCUACUGGGUGAUGCGGGGUACCCUCUGGAGCCAUUCCUCAUUACUCCUUUUAGGUCACCAGAAGUAGGUAGCAGGCAAAGUCUUUUCAACACCAAACACUCAAAAACGAGAAAUAUCAUCGAAAGAUCGAUAGGAGUGUUGAAAAAUCGAUUCCGCUGUCUCCUCGCUGCAUGACAAUUACGCUAUUCUCCGCAAAAAGCAACGCAGAUUGUGAACACCUGUGC
This is a messenger RNA of Eupeodes corollae, 1970 nucleotides long. RefSeq names its product putative nuclease HARBI1. Lineage: Eukaryota; Metazoa; Arthropoda; Insecta; Diptera; Syrphidae. The record is from RefSeq and is a predicted model, not a curated record. The coding region runs from base 1027 to 1920 and encodes 297 amino acids. The transcript is spliced from 7 exons.